UAAUUUUUAUCAGACACGGUAGCGACUAGCGGCAGGUCUACAGAGUACACUUACACCUUGUGCUUUUAAAAUUUUAACAGAAACUUUAAACUAAAGUCACAUUUGAGAUAAGAUUCAUUUGGCGGGUACCACAUGCUAAUGAUAAUCUCUUACUACACAAUAUUUUCAUCUUGCAAGCACUAGACCCUCAUCAUGGGUGUACCAGCAUUUUUCAGAUGGCUUACCAGAAAGUAUCCUUCAGUAAUUGUCAACUGCAUCGAACAGAAAUCAACCGACAUUAAUGGAGAACAAAUUCCUAUUGAUGCCUCCGAACCCAAUCCUAAUGGGGUUGAAUUUGACAAUUUAUACUUGGAUAUGAAUGGAAUAAUACAUCCUUGUACCCAUCCAGAAAACAAGCCUGCUCCAAAAAAUGAAGACGAGAUGAUGGUGGCCAUCUUUGAAUGUAUUGACCGUCUAUUCAGAAUUGUUAGGCCACGGAAACUGUUGUACAUGGCUAUAGAUGGCGUGGCACCGAGAGCUAAAAUGAACCAACAGAGGUCUAGACGUUUUAGAGCGUCUAAAGAAACUACAGAAAAAGCUGAAGAAGUUGCUCGGGUCAGACAAAAUUUACUAGAAGCUGGUGCUAUACUACCACCCGAAAAACCGAAGGGAGAACACUUUGACAGCAAUUGCAUCACUCCCGGAACACCUUUUAUGGACAACUUAUCGGCUUGCUUGCAUUAUUAUAUUCACGAUCGUUUAAAUAAUGAUCCUGGAUGGAAAGGUAUUAAAGUCAUACUGUCUGAUGCUAAUGUUCCUGGGGAAGGAGAGCAUAAAAUUAUGGACUACAUAAGAAAACAAAGAGCACAACCCAAUCAUGAUCCAAAUACACAACAUGUACUUUGUGGGGCCGACGCUGAUCUUAUUAUGUUGGGACUGGCAACACAUGAGCCUAAUUUUACCAUCAUUCGAGAAGAAUUCAAACCCAAUCAACCGAGACCAUGUGAUAUGUGUGGUCAAAUGGGACAUGAAAUGAAAGAUUGUCAAGGUUUAGAACAAGAAGUAUUUAACGAUGGAUCGUCUGGCAUAGCUUUUUCUAGUGAUGUACAAUUUAUAUUUGUGCGUUUAAACGUUUUACGUGAAUAUUUAGAAAGGGAAUUGGAAAUGCCGAAUUUGCCAUUUGAAUAUGAAUUUGAAAGAGCCAUUGAUGAUUGGGUUUUUAUGUGUUUUUUUGUGGGUAAUGACUUUUUGCCACACUUACCCUCAUUAGAAAUACGGGAAAAUGCUAUCGACAGGCUAGUAGCUCUCUACAAAAAAACAGUGUACAAAACUGGGGGAUUUUUAACUCUUAAUGGUGAUGUGAAUUUAGACAGAGUACAACUAAUUAUGUCCGAUCUAGGCUUAGCUGAAGAUGAAAUAUUUAAAAAAAGGCAGCAAACUGAAAAAAUGUUUGCUGACAGGAAUAAAUUUAGGAAAAGACGUGAAAAACGAGAGAAAUUACAACGUUCAAAUAGUGCACCCAAUUUUGUUUUAGGAGGUCAAUACCAACCCAUGGCACCAAAUGCAGCGUUUUCAGUUGCUAACCCAAAACAAACAAUUGAUGACAUGAGACGUCAAAGUAUGGGAAAUGAUAAUAAUCAAGGACAAAAACGUAAAAGGGAAGAUGAUGAUUCAUCAGAAGAAGAACAGACACCCGAUGAAGUACGCCUGUGGGAAGAUGGUUUUAAAGAGCGUUAUUAUGAAUCAAAAUUUGAUGUCGAUAGAACAAACAGUGAAUUUCGGCAUUCAGUUGCUUUGGAAUAUGUACGUGGUUUAUGUUGGGUUCUUCAAUACUAUUAUCAAGGUUGUCCUUCAUGGAAGUGGUAUUUCCCUUACCAUUAUGCACCUUUUGCUUCAGAUUUUGCUAAUAUAGCAUCGGUAUUAACAAAAUUUGAAAAGGGAACCAAACCAUUCCGACCAUUAGAACAACUUAUGAGUGUUUUUCCAGCAGCCAGUAGCAAACAUGUACCCCAACCUUGGGCUAUAUUAAUGAGUGACCCGGAAUCGCCUAUUAUUGAUUUUUAUCCAGUCGACUUUAAAAUUGACCUAAAUGGAAAGAAAUUUGCUUGGCAAGGUGUAGCACUACUGCCAUUUGUUGACGAAGGACGACUUCAUAAAGCUCUUGAACCUUAUUAUGACAUGUUGACACCCGAAGAAAUACGUCGUAAUGUCAGAGGUAGUGAUCGCUUAUACAUUCAAGAAGACAAUUCAAAGUAUGGACUGCUCAAAGAUCUUCAUUUAAAUAAAGAUAAUUUUAACAAUUUUACUUCAGUACUAAUUGAUGGGAUGGAAGGAAAAGUUAAGACCGCUGAUGACUGUGUUAAAAUUGGAGGAUCUCUUCCAUCACCUGUUAUGGGAUUGAAUGUCAUAAGAUCGAAUAAAGUUAUAUGUGUGAAAUUUGAAGAUCCGAUAUAUGGUGACGAUUAUGUUUAUGAAGCAAAUAGACUGAAAGGAGUUGUAGAACCACCAAGAGUAUUAAAACCUAAACACAUGUCUGAAGAAAAUUCAAGGUCUUGGAGACCUAGGAUUGGUAUGACUCAACCGUAUCAGAGAGGCCGACUUGAUGUUUCAGGGCAUAGAACAUUAUCACAUUAUGUUCCAAGGAAUCCUGGUCAAUAUAACGCUGUUCCUCCUCCACAAAGAUUUAGUAGCAGAAACAACUCUUGGCAACCAGACUAUAACAAUUCUAGACGUCCGAACCAUAAUCAAGGUUACAAUUCCCAACAGUUGAAUCAAAAUAAUUAUUCACAAAACAACUUUAAUUCUAAUAACUAUCGUAACAACACAAAUUUCCCAAACAAAAAAUAUAAUCAUAGUUCAACCAGUAGUGGUUUAAAUCCAAAUUAUAGUACUCACUAUUCACCUGUGCAACAGCAAGCUAGCAAUAACCGGACUGGAUAUUUUACAGGCGGCUAUCAAGCUAACAACUCUAUGCCAAGACAAGCUUUUAAUGGAAAUACAGAACCAACAAGGGAUAGACCAAAUAUUCGUUAUCAGCCAUAUGAUCCUGUCACUCAAAGAACAAAAUUUUGAAAACUACAAAUUAUUUUAUAGGGUGGUCCAAGGCCUCCAGGUUACAAUCAACACCGUAACUACUGACCAAAUGAAAACACGUUUUUAACUAUACAAUGAAUAGCAAACAAAUUCCACCCAUUUUUAAUUAGUACUUUUGUCAACAAUAUUAUUGUUUUACUUAAAAAAAAAUUUAACAUUUUACAAUUUUAUUAUUAUUUAUUUUCAAGACAAAAUUAUAGGUAAAAUUAACUUUUAAAUAUUAUUGUGUUCUUUCAAUAAUUGUAUUAUUUACAUACAUUUAUGUAGGGUUUUUUUUAUGUGAUGUUAAAUUACCAGUGUCUUGUGAGAAUUUACUUGUUGUAAAAUGAAAUUAUUGAUACAUGAAAAUGGAGUAAAUAUUGUUACAUUUAAUGAAAAAAAUUGUAAAACAAUUUGUAAAAACAUCUGGAAAAUGCUUUAUGAUAAAUAUAUAUAUCUUCUGUACUUAAA
This is a messenger RNA of Adelges cooleyi (spruce gall adelgid), 3522 nucleotides long. RefSeq names its product 5'-3' exoribonuclease 2 homolog (gene Rat1). The record is from RefSeq and is a predicted model, not a curated record. Gene Ontology annotation, molecular function: 5'-3' RNA exonuclease activity; zinc ion binding; RNA binding. The coding region runs from base 193 to 3051 and encodes 952 amino acids. NCBI's taxonomy places the organism in Eukaryota, Metazoa, Arthropoda, Insecta, Hemiptera, Adelgidae. Gene Ontology annotation, cellular component: nucleus. The transcript has 20 exons. Gene Ontology annotation, biological process: nuclear-transcribed mRNA catabolic process.